AUGUCUUCAGUGUCUCUGGAUCAUUACUAUUACCUGGCCUCUGAUUUAGAAGAAGAGAGGAUUAAAGGAGCUAGUAGUCUUCUUAAAGAGCUUGUGGAGGCUGACAAUCAAAAAGACUACGACUACGCCUUGAAUCGAUUGAUUAAAGGACUUAGUUCAGAGAGAGCGUCCUCCAGAGUUGGUUUUUCCUUGGCUCUAUCGGAGUUGAUUGUUCUACUUAUAGGCAGAGGGGAUAUAACUGUCGAAUCAUAUUUGAACGAGCUGUAUAAAGUACUGGAGAAAGUAGCACCUAAUAAACACGGGAAGAUCGACAAACAGACGUUGUUUGGAAAAUUAUUCGGCAUCCAGGCCCUGUUGAACUCGAAGAUUGUGAAAAAUGACGAUUAUUCGACUCUAAAGAUGAUAUUAAGACGAUUGCUGAAAUUAAGUUCCACCAAACCUUGGUUAAGGGAAACUUGUUUCAGUACUAUCUGCAGUCUAUUAGUUCAGUAUGAUCUAGUUAAAGACUUCGAAAUCAUCAACUAUUUGUUAAGCACGUUGCUUGAGAAUAAGGUCAUUUUAUCCCUAGAAGGUAUUUUAGUGCAUUUGACUAUUCCAUGGAAAGCUAGGUCGAAAUUAGUUCUUUCUACGGAUGCAUACAAGCAAAAUGGAGACCAACUUUGGAGUCAAGGUAACCCUUUAAUGGUGAAAAAUUUACCUCAGUUGAGUUUGGUACUAAGACAAGGCGCUGUUGAUGAAGAUCAGAAGGGAAAACAAAGGGGAUGGACUCCAAAUUUGCACACUGUCUGGACUUUGAUUAUAGAUGAACUUAUAAACACUUCCAUUGAUGAACCACCAAAGAAGAAAAAGAAGAGCAAGGAAAGAGCAGCCGAUAAAGAAGAAAGACUGACUCUUGAGAGAUUCUGGGCACCCAUUAUUGAUGAAAAUUUCUUCAGUAGUGAUUCUUCCUCUCAAAAAAAGUAUUGGGGUUUCUCUGUUCUUUUGGCUGUCUUAGAACAUAAGGACCUAAAGCCUUCCCACGUGAAAUUUUUAUUCUCUCCAAACUUAAUGGCUAAUCUAAUCCAUCAAAGUGCAAAUAAUGAUAGACAGCUCAACAAGAUGGCUAGAAAGGUUCUGGCUAGAAUCUGUGAAAUUUGUAAAGAAGCAGAGUUUGUCGUUCCAACUUUGAAAACUCUGCUUCGUCACAAUGUCAAAUUUGAUCGUAUGAGCAAGACCAAAACAAUUUCAACAAUAAUUGACAACAGCGAUGGAUUUGUGAUGGAUGAAGUAACGGACUUUAUCAUCAAUUGGGCCAACACACUACAGCCCGAUUAUGCUAACUUCCUUCAAGAUUAUCUAUCUAUACUAGAUCAAUUGCUUCAUUUUGUGAGAGAUAAAAAGGGAUCUUUAUCCACCACCAACAUUACCUGGGUUCAAAAUAUUGUUGAUCAUUUAAUUAAGGUUUCUUUUUUCAAAGUUCCCAACACUCAAGAGUUUGAGGCUAUAUCAAAUACGGCAUAUGAAAGAUUGAUCUCCAUUCUCAGUGAAGUGCUUUCUCAACCUCCGACUGAUGGUAGCAGUUGGCCCACUUAUAUUGUCAAUAAAUUGGUUGAUUUGGAAAAGAACUCCGGCUUACAGCUGCGUCAUAGCCUGGACGACGAGUUGGAACAGUUCAAAACAGAGGGGCUUGAAAUUCUAUCCACCCUUGAAGAGCAACUGAAGGACAUUUCUGAUGAAAAAAAAGCUAUGCAUAUUGUUUGUUUCCAGAUAUUGUACAGUCUGGCAAUUCUCAAUGUCUUCGCCGGAGAUGCCGACUCCAUUAAUAUGAUUCAAGAUAUCAGCACUGCAUAUGACAAGAUGGUUUCGAAUGAGGAGCGCGUUGGGGUUGAAAUUUUGGUUGAGAUUAUUGUCUCUUUUGUAUCUCAGGACUCUUCCUUGAUGAAGAAGCUGGCAUUGGUAGUCUGGGAGCAUAUUGUUAAUGAGGUUGAACUUUCACACUUGCAAUCUUUGUUUGAUAUUUUGAAGGUUCAAGAGAACCAAGAAGGUAAGGAAAAACUGUUCGAUAAUAAGAAUGAAGAGGUGGAGGACGAAGACGAGGACGAGGGCGAAGGAGAAGAUGGGGAUGACAACGAAAAUGGAGAAGAAGACCGGGAAAGUGUUAAGGGCGAGGUCAGCAUAGAUGAAAUCGACAAGAAAACCAAUGAAGCUUUAGCAAAAGUGCUGGGGCUAUCUUCAAAAGUAGCGGAGCAACACGAGACAAAUUCUGGUCAAAACUCAUCCUACGAAGAAGAUUCUGAGGAUGUGUCUAUGGACGAUGAGCAAAUGAUGGCUAUCGACGCAACGCUGGCAAACAUCUUCAAGGAACGUCAACAUGCACUGAUAUCUCAAGGAAACGGUAAGAAAAAGCAACAAAAACAGGACAAGGACACCGUAGUGUUUCUCAAAGGAAGAAUUUUGGAUAUGUUGGACACUUUUGUCAGCAAACGAAGUACAGACCUAUUAAACGUCGAAAUAGUUAUGCCAUUAUUGAAUUUGAUGGCCAGAACUAACACUUUGCAGCUUGGAGAAAAAGCACAUAAACUGUUAAAGACUAAGGUCUGCCGAGCCCGGAUUGAAGUUAAGCUGUCUGAUGAGCAAAUCUUUGACUUGAAAAGAACUUUGGAUCAGAUUCAACGGUUUGCAUCUAAAUCGACAAUCAAAGCCGUUAGCAAUGGCUGCAACCAGUCAUCCAUCUUUAUCGUAAAGACGUUAUUAAGUGGGUCGCCAGAUCCGGAUGCUCUUAUUGAGGAUAUCUUGAAGAUCUACACUAUGAGCCUUCUAAACUGGUACAGAACUCCAGGAAACAAGACUCAGCCGGGGAUGUUUUUUGAUCUGAUCAAUUGGCUAUAUAGUAAGAAAAGGUAA
This is a messenger RNA of Komagataella phaffii GS115, 2883 nucleotides long. RefSeq lists its product as uncharacterized. The transcript has a single exon. Gene Ontology annotation, molecular function: transcription factor binding; rDNA binding. The coding region runs from base 1 to 2883 and encodes 960 amino acids. NCBI's taxonomy places the organism in Eukaryota, Fungi, Ascomycota, Pichiomycetes, Pichiales, Pichiaceae. The record is from RefSeq and is a predicted model, not a curated record. Gene Ontology annotation, cellular component: nucleolus. Gene Ontology annotation, biological process: regulation of DNA-templated transcription.